Molecule: messenger RNA, 3756 nt
Organism: Neurospora crassa OR74A
Lineage: Eukaryota; Fungi; Ascomycota; Sordariomycetes; Sordariales; Sordariaceae
Product: NADP-dependent malic enzyme
Exons: 5
Coding region: 761-3205 (814 amino acids)
Biological process (GO): pyruvate metabolic process; malate metabolic process
Cellular component (GO): mitochondrion
Molecular function (GO): NAD binding; malate dehydrogenase (decarboxylating) (NAD+) activity
Source: RefSeq, a predicted model, not a curated record
UCUCAAUCAACUAUGGAACUUCGAAAUACACGACGCCGGCCACACCCCGAACCAUUGCCGGACGCGGGGAUUGCCCGUUUUUUUUUUGCCUAGAAGAGAAUUUCAAUGGAACACUACUGAGGAGCACACGACCUCUUCCCCAAAAAUGACUGUUCUGAAAAGAUGACGCGACGGGACGCAGAGGUGAAAGACCGGUGCGAUACCGGAAGGGAGAGCCCGUCGACAGAUGGAACGGGAAAGAGCAUCUUCCACGUAAAACCGCCUGCCCUUGCAGCCCUUCGUUUCCUCCAUCUCCUCCAUCUCGCCCUCACUUGCUUCGCGUCGUAUGUGCCUGCCUUACCUUUCCUCACUAUUUUUGGUGUUGAUCAAUCAUCAUCAUAUCAUCUUGGUGGCCGGGAUCUGCCGUUCCUGUCACCUCCAGUUUGUGUGUAGAAGCAAGGUACAUAGACGCUAUUCGUACCUAGAGCUGCUACCGUAACAACACCAUCAUUGUACCGACCGAUUCGCGGAUAUCGUUUUCAGCAUUUGUUGUCGAUUUCCCACGUUCCGGUACAACACUUUCCCGAAGGCAUUCAAAGCCGCAUAUUCGUCGCAGCAACAAGCGGUCACACUGAGCAAACCCAACCGGGUGUAUUCGGGUGUCUCCAACGGCUGGACCACGCGUGUUUGCAAGAGAGAGCAGAAGGUAACCGUACGGGUAGCAGGAAUCAGGUGAAAGCAACAAAAAAAGACAUAGCGUUCCAUCUCAAUUUCGCGUCGCAUGGGUAAAAACAGACUCCCCGUUUCGCCCUGGACGGUGCUCAUGUCCGGCGCAACCGCUCCUCGACUGCAAAACGUAUUAAGUCGGCCGGUCCUCUCGAGCAAACGGGAUGCUGGAAGAACUUCUUCUCAUCAUCUACUAAAGAGUCUGUUGCUUGCUUCACGGUUCGCUGCUUCUACACUCGUCGCUACUACUUCUUCUGCUGGUGCAUCUAGAAGUACCGGUACCUCCAGUCCAGACCCCGGCCCUACCAUUAAUAAGUCGCAGACCAAUCGCAACCCCUCGACUUACACCUCACCUCCAAAUUCCCUUUCCAGAACGUUUAGUGCGAGUAACCUGCUAGCCUGGUAUCGGACCCUCCCCAGCCCUUACUUUAACCUCUCCGGCCACCUCGACGAUUUGUCUUCUUUAAUCCGCCCUUUCCUGGCUUUUCUGGACCCGUCUUCGCUUUCCUCCCCAUACUCGAUGGCUUCCACUUCGUACGCUUUCAGCACUUCUUCAGGCUCCGAUUUCUCGACCCCGCGGUCCAGCUCCCCUCACUCGUCUGCAUCAGUUGCGUCCGCACGCUCCUCCCACUCGUCCACCUUCAGUGCAGGAAAGCGCUUGUCCAUGUCUUCGGUUCGGCGCACCUCGGCUUCGAAUCCGAUGUCUUCCGUUGAUCUAUCAACCAUCGAAGAGGCUCUGAAGAUGGCCAACCUCGACACACUGAAGGGCUACUGCCAAAAAACGUACGGCGAGGUCCACCAGGAAACCACUACCGAGUAUAUUUCCCAGGAAGAGGCCCGGGGCUACCAGGUGCUCAACCAACCCCACUGGAACAAGGGGACGUCAUUCACUCCAGAAGAGCGUGUGGCCAAGAACUUGACCGGACUUAUUCCGCACGUCAUGGAGGACUCCGAGAAGCAGGUUGAGCGUGCGCUCAAGAUGAUCCGCACCCGUCAGACCGACAUUGACAGGUACCUCUACUUGUCGACCAUCAAGAGCCAAAACGUCGACCUCUUCUACCGCCUCCUGAUGGAUCAUGCCAAGGAGAUGAUGCCAUUGGUCUACACUCCCACCAUUGGCGACGUCUGCCUCCAGUACUCAACCCUCUACACUCGUCCAGAAGCGCUGUACAUUUCGAUCAAACAAAGGAAGUCGAUCCGUACAAUUUUGAGGAAUUGGCCCUAUCCUCAGCCCGAGAUUUGUGUCGUCACUGACGGUUCCCGCAUUCUCGGUUUGGGAGACCUUGGUGUCAAUGGUGUUGGCAUUCCGAUCGGUAAGCUAGCUUUGUACACGGCUGCUGCUGGUAUUCACCCGGACAAGACGCUCCCUAUCGUCCUCGACUGCGGUACCGCCAACGAGACCAACCUGAAGGACCCUCUCUACUUGGGCCUUCGUCAGAAGCGUAUCCCGGUUGCCGAGCAACAGGAGUUCAUGGACGAGUUCAUGGAGGCUGCCGCUGAAGUCUUCCCGGACAUGGUUGUGCAGUUUGAGGACUUUGAAAGUGAAAAGGCUUUCAACUACCUCGAUCGGUACCGCGAUCAGUACAAGUGCUUCAACGAUGAUAUCCAGGGAACCGGAGCUGUUGUCCUCGCCGGUUACAUCGGUGCCGUCAACCUUUCAAAUGUUCCUAUCGAGGAGCAACGUCUUGUCUUUAUGGGAGCUGGCUCCGCCGGUGUUGGCGUUGCCAAGCAGCUGGUCGAGUACUACACCAAGCGUGGCCUCUCGGAGCAACAAGCUAAGGACAAGUUCUGGCUUGUUGAUACCAAGGGUCUUGUGACCAAGGAUCGCGGUGAUAAGCUGGCUGAACACAAAAAGUACUUUGCCCGUACCGACAACAACGGCCAUCAGUUCCGCACCCUCGAGGAGGUCAUCGAGUACGUCAAGCCAAGUGCGCUUGUCGGUCUUACUGCCACUCAUGGCGUCUUUACCGAGUCGGUCGUCCGCGCCCUCAAGGCUUCCGUCGACGCCGGAGGACUUGGCCGCAGGCCCAUCCUCUUCCCCCUCAGCAAUCCUCUCACCAAGGCUGAAUGUACAUUCAAGGAGGCCAUUGACUGGACUGACGGAACCGUGCUCUUUGCUUCCGGUUCUCCCUUCUCCAGCUACACUACAAACGGUGUAACAUAUCACCCUAACCAGGGUAACAACGUCUACGUCUUCCCCGGUAUUGGUCUUGGUGCUAUCCUCGCCAAGGCUACUAGAGUCACCGAUGACAUGAUCUACACCUCGGCCGCUGCCCUGGCCAACUCCCUCAAUGCCGAUGAGGUCAAGCAAGGCCUUAUCUACCCCCGCAUUGACCGUGUCCGUGAGGCUAGCGUCAUUGUUGCGCGUGAGGUGAUGAAGUCUGCUCGCCGUGAAGGCGUCAGCACUCUACCGGAAGAGCAGUGGCUUGAGUGGGAGGAGUGGGGUGACGUUGAUCUCGAGAGGUACAUCAAGCAGCACAUCUACGACCCCAAGUUUUGAAAGGUCUCAUAGAUACGUUCAAACGGGUGUGCACAAAAUGGAUAGAAAGAUAGAUGGGUAGGUGGGAUGGGUGGAUAUGGCAAGAGUUGGGUUGGAGUUUAUCAUCACGGCGUUUGGAACCUGAUUUAUUUUAUCCUAGUGAUCGCCAGACUCACAGGAUGCUUGCUUUACUGUUGAAGAGUUGGAAUGGCAAAUAAGCGGGAUCCAUUACUACCAUUAAUAAAGAUCCCUUUCCAGUCAAGAAAGGAUUGGAUGGAUCUUGAGCGUUUCGGUACUUACUUCUUAAGGACCAUGUUGGAUGCACAUACCCCAUGGGACAGCGAGAGAUGCCCAUGUUCUAGCAUGGGUCACUCGGCAUUAGAUACAGACUGUUAGAGUCAGAAGAGGUUGAUUCGGCGUUAUCAUGGAACAAGAAAAAAACGCUUUUAGCGGGGUUAGAUCACUCAAGGGAACAGGCAACAUUGCGAAGGAUUCAUUGUACAUUUUUGAAAGAUCUUUUCUGCCUAUCACAAACUUGAACUCACUUUGGUGAUGCCUUUACUCUUUGACCG